AUGACAGACGGACGAACGGUUCGGGCACGAAGGCCCGCCGCAGGCAACGAAUAUCUCCCUUCUAUUUAUCGACCCUUCGUCGCCGCGCAGGAUCACAUUUUUAAAUGGACCACUCCCUACGCUCUUUUGUACGCUGACGAAGGUCGCAAUUUUCUCUCGGAUCGCGCUUUCUCCCACAUGCAGCAGGUCAUUCUCGCCUCUGUGGACCACAAGACUCGAGUCACCAACGCGGCUGGACCGCUUCGCUUCACCCAAUACUGCGAUGAGUUUUCGAUAUCGGAGUUGGAUAGGAUGCCGGCAUCAGAUGCUCUCUUGGCGGCAUUUGUGUCUAGUGGGGCUGCAAAGGUCGGUUCGGCGCAGCAUUGGGUAGACGGGUUGCGAUUGUGGCACGACGUGCAUGGAGCUCCAUGGUAUGGUGGCCCACUCCUUAGCCGCGCGUUGACCGGGGUGAAGAAGCUGGCUCCUGCGUCGUCGCACCGUGCUCCUCGCCCCCCGGUAACGUACGAGCAUAUGGAGGCGCUCCUUCGACACCUCGACUUCAAGAAUACGAAAGACUGUGCGGUUUGGGCUGCGGCUUCCGUAGCCUUCUGGUCUUGCUGCCGGUGUGUGUUCCUUUGUUCCCUUUGA
Stereum hirsutum FP-91666 SS1 is the source of this 627-nucleotide messenger RNA. RefSeq lists its product as uncharacterized. The coding region runs from base 1 to 627 and encodes 208 amino acids. NCBI's taxonomy places the organism in Eukaryota, Fungi, Basidiomycota, Agaricomycetes, Russulales, Stereaceae. The record is from RefSeq and is a predicted model, not a curated record. The transcript has a single exon.